AUGAACCGCAUCACAAACGCAUUCUCAGCCGCAAUUCCCUCUGCAAACUCAGAGACCUCUUCCAUACACCACAAAGAGUCCCCACAUAUCUCAUCCCCUCUCGAACCCCCAUUCCCCACCCAUCUUUCAGUGCGUACACCGAACGAGCGGCGCUUAAAUGCGCCCUCAUCUGUGGUCUAUGACGACCCGCGGUCAAUAUAUUACCCUCCUCUUGCGCCGCCGCUCCCAUCGUAUGCUCCUCCGUCUCUCACCCGCCCCUCUCGGCCGACGCUUCUGCGGCAUCUCACAGAUGAAGGGCUUUACUCGCAGCCUCCCUCAUACCGCAGUGCAUCCUCAUCUCAAACCCCCACGCCAAGGGCCAGGAGUGAGAGUAGAGAAAGAAGUGAUAGAGGGGUCAGGGUCAACCUUAUGGCGGCUGCCGCUGGGAGUACUGCCAGGAAAGGCUGGGGGAUGAGCAGCGCGACAGGGACUACGAGAAUGAACAGGAUGGCAGAAGGGCCAAGCGGCAGGUAUGCUGUUGGUGGCGGACAGUAUCUUCGAGUGUUCCACAUAGACGACCCAUCUUCAGGUUCAUCCACCCCUGUCGUCCAAGAAUAUCCCUCAUCCCAUUCCGACCGCAAUGUCAUUGCACGUGGUCCAGGCGGAGCGACCAUCUCUGAAGUCGUCAAUCUAUGGAAAUCAUCCUGGCCCGUCGGCAAGGGCGUCAACGAUCUCGACUGGGGUGUCGCUGCCUGGGAUCAUAAACUUGUAACGGCGACUCCGAGCGGUAAUUUCAUGCUUUACGAUGUGGAAAAGGAAAAAGUAGACAAGGAAAUAUCGAGUGGGUCAUUCAGACCACUGAAUUGUGCGACAUUUUGCCAUCAGCCGGCGUACUGUCAUAUGGUUUUGAUAGGUGGCGCGGACGGCAAUAUCAAACUACUCGACCUGCGUACAGGCGAUCCGCCAUCCCGACGGCCACUGAGGCACUCUUCGGCCAUCACCUCCCUGUGCUUCUCGCCCACCGAUGCGUCUGCAUUUGUCAUAGGUUUAGACGAUGGCACCAUUAAGCGGUACGAUUGGCGUAUGGCGGGAAAGCACAUGGGUACUGCUUAUGGAGCACAUGGAAGUAAAGCAGUGAUGGAUCUCAAGUGGAAAGUGGGGGAUGAAGGAGGUGGUGAAAGCGGGGGUUGGUUGGCCAGUGCUGGUGCCAACAAGAUCGUACAGAUAUGGGACAUGAACCAGUCAUGGGAAAAGGCGCCUUCAUCAACACAUUCACUGUAUACACCACAUCCAAUCCGGCGGAUAGCCUGGCGGCCGAAUCAUUCCACAGAACUUGUUGUCGUCCCCGUCACUCAGCCUUUGUCUACAGCCCAAGGUGUUGACCCUGCCUCCAGUUUACCACGACCGACUGUGGCUCCAAUAGAGUCAAAAGACAAGUCGACCAGGCUGAACGUGCCUAAACUGUUCAAACGUUCGAGCUCUCAGGCUAGCGACAGUCCCACCGAGGAUGAUGAUCCAUUGGAGGACGAUGACGCCGCACACCUCUCCAUCUGGCAUGUUCGUAGACAUCAUGUCGCGAAGUACAAUGUCCCCACGCAGGAUGGCGUCGCGAUCGACGCCGCAUGGAGGGACGAAGGAUCUCUGGUCGUCACUUUUCAGAAUGGCGGCCUGGCGCAGCUGGAUGUAGAAAGAAAGAUCCAUCCAACCUCUCGCAACGCUUCAGGACAAGGACGGUUACCUGUGCCGCUGCCUUUGGAUCAAGUACCGAGACAAGUCUCAAGCUGGAGCUCUAGAGGGGACAUGGCUUUCGCGGUCGACAGGUUUAAAGCUGGAGAAAUUCCCUUCGAUGACCUCAAACCAGAGUAUUCGCGUCCAGUCCCCCACCCUUACAAUUCUUCAUUUUCCAACCCUUAUCAUGUGUCUCGAAUUUCUGACCCCCCCUAUCAUCCGAUCCAAAGCAUCGGCUCUAUACCCCUGCAUUCCUCCCUUCCUUCCCCGCCCGAGACCACGUUCAUGGCAAAAUGGUAUCGAAUGGAAGGAGGAGGAGGGGCAGAGCUUUGCCGGUGGAAUGCGGGGGUUGCAGCUUGGGUUGGAAGGGAGGAUGAUGCGCGAUUAUGGGUGUUUAUGGCAGGUCUCUUCGAAGAGUUCAAGUCAGCGGAGACCCACGCAAAGGCGGUUGGUUUCGAAGACGUAUGGCAGAAGGGGUCAGGUCAAGUGAAGGAGAAGAGGCCCACGACGUCGAGAAACGUAUCACCCAAAGGCGGACAUGCGAGACUUUCCGAGUCUCAAGACCCCGCCCCCCAACGGCAGACACCAAAAUACACCAGUGUCGCUCUUCAGCGCUUCACCCCUCCCCCUUCCCCGCUGCAUUCUCCCGAGAGGUCGACAUCGUCACUACCCUCUUCAUCGUCCGAUGAAGGAUCUGAGGACGACUCGGAAGAAGAGAUAGAAUCGUGGAAACCCAAGUCGAGGUUUGUAACUUUUAUGGAGCCGCAGACUCAAGUAGCCGAGGGAGGCUUGGAGCUGAAAUUACAUGGCGAAGCGAUGAGGCGGGACUCUAGCGGAUCAAGUCAAGGUAGCCCUGUGUUUGAGAGAAAGGGCGCAGGAGAGUCAUCGCCCAUUGCCAUACAUAAUGCUUCUGCUGCGGGACAAGGCAACACCGUUGGCGGGUCUCUAUCUGGAAGUCUUGGUGCUAAAAAAUCACUGUCGAGGAUGUUCUCCCGACCCAACCCGCACGCGCACUCGCAUCAUCAUCAUCACAAGCCCGAUGCGGCUUUCGAUUUCUAUCCCGACCCAUAUGGUAUCAUACCGGAUCAACCCAUGUCAUCGACGACGCUUGUCAUGCCUGGGACCGGCGGAACCACUACAGCGACGGGAUCCUCUGGGUCUUACUCCGGCCCAGGAACUGGUAUGGUCACGGGAGCUGCGGGGCUUGUAAGUCGCGCAAGCACAAGGAGUAGUCCGGUUCUCGCCGCCCUCAGCCUGGGUCUCAAACCCUCACCCAGAAUGGGACUGCUCUCUCUCCCAGGUGGCUCUAUAACAAUACCCACUGCGCAGCUCUCCCAAGCGGCCGGCCUCGCUUCUCAUGAAUACGGCUCUGGUAUCACUGAAGCACCCCUCGCUGGCCGUGGUUCUGGCGAGGGUGCCACUAUCAUUGCACCUGGAGCGAAUGGGGUUGGAGUCAACUCCAGAGUCGGAUCUGGUAGCAUGCUAGGGAAGGAAAUGAGAGGAAGAGAGGAAAAGUUUGAGAAAUCAGAAUGGGAGGAAUAUAAAAGAGGGAGGAUGAAGAGCUUGGAGACCUGGUGGGAUGCUUGUGUCGAUAACGGAGAGGUCCAACUCGCGGCGACGAUUGCAUUGAUAGCGCAACCGCUACAUCAGUUUCCGCCAUUCCAGCUCGAAAGAAUCGCCCACGCAUAUGCUGACGCGCUCGAGUCGCUCCGGUUGCCUCUUCCGGCUUCCUAUAUACGCAGGUUCAGUGGAAUUCCGUCACUGGAAGUCACGGCGCAGGACCAAGGGGUGACACACACCCUCGGUUGCGACCGUUGUGGUAAAAGUACUGGCAGUUUGGAAGAUAUCGGCGUUGAGGGCAAGGUGUUUUGGUGGUGUAAGAAGUGCAAGAUGGGAGCCAAGGAAUGUGCGGUGUGCCGAAAAGCUGUCAAGGGUAUGUGGAUGGGAUGCCGAAAAUGCAGCCAUGGAGGCCAUCAUGCCUGUAUGCGUCUUUAUCACUCCCGGGCGACACUGGUACCCUUCGGUAAAUCACCCAUCGAUCAUACAAAUCAUUAUCAACAUCAGCAGGGUGUUCAGGCCUCGCACAUAUCGUUCAGCUCCGCCGGGGCUGCAAGUGGCGCGCAAUCGAUUAAUGCUUCAACCGCUGGCCUAACUUCGGGCUACAAUGCUAGCGCUGUCUCCGGCUAUACUCAAUCUGGCACGGAUGUCAGCAGCACCGAUGUAGACGGCGACGGGUUGACCGAGCCAGAUGAUGAAAGCGAGCCAGGGUUGGGCAAUCUGGAGAACAACGGAGGCUUUGCGCUCUGUCCCGCUGGCUGUGGGUGUCGGUGUAGAAAAGUUUGCCCACUCAAGCCUGCUGUCAAUACGUGA
Molecule: messenger RNA, 4077 nt
Organism: Cryptococcus wingfieldii CBS 7118
Lineage: Eukaryota; Fungi; Basidiomycota; Tremellomycetes; Tremellales; Cryptococcaceae
Product: vacuolar protein
Exons: 6
Coding region: 1-4077 (1358 amino acids)
Biological process (GO): positive regulation of TOR signaling
Molecular function (GO): protein binding
Source: RefSeq, a predicted model, not a curated record